Molecule: messenger RNA, 1662 nt
Organism: Miscanthus lutarioriparius
Lineage: Eukaryota; Viridiplantae; Streptophyta; Magnoliopsida; Poales; Poaceae
Source: the annotation of a GenBank genome assembly
AUGGCCACGCGCCGGGCCCUCUCAUCCAUCCUCCGCUCCGCCUCUCGCCUCCGCUCCGCCUCACCGUCCCCGUGCCCGCGCGCGCCGCUCCACCACCGCCCGUCCCCCGCGGGCUUCAUACUCAACCGCGCAGCCGCCUACGCCUCCUCCGCCGCGGCCCAGGCCGCGCCCGCUCGGCCGCCUCCUUCCACCGGCAAGAAAACCGGUGGCGGCAAGAUCACCGAUGAGUUCACCGGCGCCGGCGCCAUCGGCCAGGUGUGUCAGGUCAUCGGCGCCGUCGUGGACGUGCGCUUCGACGAGGGUCUGCCCCCGAUCCUGACGGCGCUCGAGGUGCUCGACAACAACAUUCGCCUCGUGCUCGAGGUGGCGCAGCAUCUCGGGGAGAAAAUGGUCCGCACCAUCGCCAUGGACGGGACAGAGGGGCUCGUCCGCGGUCAGCGUGUUCUCAACACCGGCUCUCCCAUCACUGUCCCUGUUGGUCGGGCAACGCUUGGACGCAUUAUGAAUGUUAUCGGUGAGCCUAUUGAUGAGAAGGGAGAUAUAACAACAAAUCACUUCCUCCCUAUCCAUCGUGAAGCCCCAGCCUUCGUCGAGCAAGCUACAGAGCAGCAAAUUCUUGUUACUGGAAUCAAGGUCGUGGAUCUUCUUGCACCUUACCAAAGAGGUGGUAAAAUUGGUCUCUUUGGUGGUGCUGGGGUGGGAAAAACUGUCCUUAUCAUGGAGCUGAUUAACAACGUUGCCAAGGCCCAUGGUGGUUUCUCUGUCUUUGCUGGUGUUGGAGAACGUACUCGUGAGGGUAAUGACCUGUACAGAGAAAUGAUUGAGAGUGGUGUCAUUAAGCUUGGUGAUAAGCAGAGUGAGAGCAAGUGCGCUCUUGUCUACGGUCAAAUGAAUGAGCCUCCUGGUGCUCGUGCUCGUGUUGGGCUGACUGGUUUGACUGUUGCUGAGCAUUUCCGUGAUGCUGAAGGACAGGACGUGCUUCUCUUCAUCGAUAACAUUUUCCGUUUCACCCAGGCGAACUCUGAGGUGUCUGCUCUGCUUGGGCGUAUUCCAUCUGCUGUGGGAUACCAACCCACCCUUGCUACUGAUCUUGGAGGACUGCAGGAGCGGAUUACCACCACAAAGAAGGGUUCUAUUACAUCUGUUCAAGCUAUUUAUGUGCCUGCUGAUGACUUGACAGAUCCUGCUCCUGCAACCACCUUUGCCCAUCUUGAUGCUACUACUGUGUUGUCACGUCAGAUUUCUGAGCUUGGUAUUUACCCUGCCGUUGAUCCUCUCGACUCCACAUCCAGAAUGUUGUCCCCCCAUGUUCUGGGUGAGGAGCACUACAACACUGCUCGUGGUGUUCAGAAGGUUCUUCAGAAUUACAAGAAUCUUCAAGAUAUUAUUGCCAUUCUGGGAAUGGAUGAGCUCAGCGAAGAUGACAAGUUGACGGUCGCUCGUGCUAGGAAGAUUCAGCGGUUCCUUAGCCAGCCUUUCCAUGUUGCUGAAGUUUUCACGGGUGCACCUGGAAAGUAUGUUGAGCUGAAGGAGAGUGUCAAAAGUUUCCAGGGUGUUUUGGAUGGCAAGUAUGAUGACCUUCCAGAACAGUCAUUCUACAUGGUUGGAGGAAUAGAGGAGGUCAUCGCCAAGGCAGAGAAGAUUGCCAAGGAAUCUGCAUGA